This is a messenger RNA of Ambispora leptoticha, 698 nucleotides long. The record is from the annotation of a GenBank genome assembly. NCBI's taxonomy places the organism in Eukaryota, Fungi, Glomeromycota, Glomeromycetes, Archaeosporales, Ambisporaceae.
UUUUGUCAAACUGGCGACUCCAAAAACCCCCCAUUCUUUGCCUUCUCCUAAUUAUAUCUCAACACCACUAGAUUCUUCUCGAAAACGUACACCGAAUAGUUCACGAACUUAUCGGUUAAACGUGACUCCAAUACGUAAUAGAUCCGGGAAAAGCACAAUAAGUACGAAUUCUAAUCACACAACGUCCUCGUCAUCAAUCUUAGCAUUCCCGCAUGGUGUCGCUAUAAAUAACUUUUUUAAGUCGACCAAAAGAAAAAGUCCCAAGAGUAUUGUAAGAAAGGAAGUAUUAAAAUUACAUGUUGUUGAGAAAGAUUGGAUUGGUGGUCCAGCGAAAACUCCAAUAAAAAAAAAAUUCAAAUCUGAUCGAUUUAUUCCAAAUCGUGAAAUCAUGGACGAAACGUCUACGCAGUUUAACAUCACUCAUCGAGAACCUGGAACUGAUCAAAACAUCAACAGUACAGAUUUGGCUUAUCAAUCAGAGUUAGCACGCGCCUGUGGUAUUGCAAUUGACAAACGUAUUCUGGCAUUUAAUGUAAACCCGCCACCGAAAGAGAGGGCGGACCUUGCUCAAAAUUAUAAUCGUCCCUUACGUUCUUCUAAUGAGAUCUAUAAAAGUAGACGGAUUCUCAAAGUACCCGAACGUGUCCUCGAUGCACCUGGGAUGAAGGAUGAUUAUUAUCUAAAUUUACUAGAUUGGA